AUGUCUGCUAAACCUGUUCAAGAAGUUGUAAAAAAGGUUAAACCUCUUUUAUCUCUUGAUAAUGUCGAAGCUCGAAGAAGAGUUAUUAUGUUGUAUAAAGCAUGGUAUCGUGCAGCUCCUGAAAUAGCUGUGACAUUUAGAUUGCCUAUAAGUUUUGAGCAAGUUAGGAAAAAAAUCAAAGAAGAAUUUAUGAAAAAUAAAAAUGUGACAGACGUGCGAGUUAUUGAUUUAUUAGUUAUCAAGGGGCAAAUGGAAUUAAAAGAAACUGUCAAAAUAUGGAAACAAACAAAUCAUGUUAUGUAUUAUAUGAAAGAUACUAAUCUACCAAAACCUACUAAUUUCAUUUCUAAAUUUCUACAAGGUUCUGAUUAA
Pediculus humanus corporis (human body louse) is the source of this 372-nucleotide messenger RNA. Its product is annotated as NADH-Ubiquinone oxidoreductase B14 subunit. The transcript is spliced from 2 exons. Gene Ontology annotation, biological process: response to oxidative stress. NCBI's taxonomy places the organism in Eukaryota, Metazoa, Arthropoda, Insecta, Psocodea, Pediculidae. Bases 1 to 372 code for a protein of 123 amino acids. The record is from RefSeq and is a predicted model, not a curated record.